Messenger RNA from Medioppia subpectinata, 930 nucleotides. Lineage: Eukaryota; Metazoa; Arthropoda; Arachnida; Sarcoptiformes; Oppiidae. The record is from the annotation of a GenBank genome assembly.
AUGCCGAGCAAACAUUACGGUGUGUUGAGUUGCGACGGAUGCCGGGGUUUCUUUAAGCGGUCGGUUCGCCGUAACCUAAUCUACUCGUGCAAAGAGAGUGGUCUGUGUUUUAUCGAUGUCUCGACCAGAAACCAGUGUCAAUACUGUCGCUUUCAGAAAUGCAUUUCAGAAAAUAAAAUUCCUCCCAAACUAUGCUUAAGAAGUAGUCAUUCAAACACCACUCAAACCAUAAGCAACAAACCGGUGAAUCCAGUGGUGGCCGACUCGACCACAUCAUCGCCACUCUGUUUGGGCGCACACUUUAUUCCCACAACUCUAUCGAUGUCUCACUCGUCGACAGCACUUCCGGCAAUUCAGUGGAAUAGCUCUUCAGUCUAUUCUCCCAAUUAUUUUACCAUCACUUCCAACACAUUCACGCAAAUCACGCGAAUUAUAUUCAGCACAGUUCAUUGGGCGCUAAGUAUACCAGCAUUUCAAGGACUCGAUAGGAAUGAUCAGAAAUUGCUUUUAGAGGAGACGUUAAACGAGAUGCUAAUCCUGACAAUAAUGCAACAAACAAUCAGUUUAAACACUGAGAGCACUAACUAUACAGUUAUGGUUUUGAACAACUAUUUCACUCAUAGCAUAGAACAGAGAAAGCUUUCGGAUAUUAUUGAAUACGUGAAAAGUCUUCACAUCAACCAAAUUGAGUUCACAUGUCUUAAAGUGCUUCUUCUGUUCAGACCCGGCAAAUCAAUGCAAGACGAGGCACAGAUCCUUCUCUACGAACAAAUACAACACACUAUAGACAACACAACUCCCACUUCAUUAACACUUCGUUUCGGUCGUCUUCUCCUCCUAUUAUCAGCACUUAAGAGACUCAAUAGAACUCAUUUUCCUGCUAUUCAUAACAGUUUAUUGGGUUUAGCUCUCAAUCAGUCCACCCUUUAG